Messenger RNA from Syngnathus acus (greater pipefish), 3912 nucleotides. RefSeq lists its product as uncharacterized. The record is from RefSeq and is a predicted model, not a curated record. The transcript has 8 exons. Gene Ontology annotation, molecular function: protein binding. NCBI's taxonomy places the organism in Eukaryota, Metazoa, Chordata, Actinopteri, Syngnathiformes, Syngnathidae. The coding region runs from base 573 to 2822 and encodes 749 amino acids.
ACACCCCCCACCGUCAAGGGAGGAGGGAGCGCGGAGACGGACUGGAGGGAAGCACUGGCUGGCAGUCCUAAUGGCGGAGAAUGUGCGCUCGCCUUUCGACUACCGGGAGCCACCGACACUCGACAGCGACGGGGAUGGCAGCAAACCGCCGCCUCCUCGGGGCCGCGUUUGCGGGAGGAAGCGCAAGGGGACGCCGGUGAAGGUGUGCGACCGAGCGUAUGUGACGGAAGAUGAGGAGGACGAGAGCAUGUCUGAGCACAGCUACAGCCCAGGUGAGGGCCAAUAUCCAGAGGGCACCGAAGAUGGCCUCCCUCCCCCGGGGAGUCCCUACUACCUAACAGACCCUGCUCAGCUCUGGUAAGGAGGACCCGUUAUCAUGCGUGCCGGAGCUGGGCGAGGAAGGGGCGGGGAGCGUCCGGGGACCCGUGCUCUUCCACGCGCCGCCCAAUUGCCGCAUUCGAGAGGUGCACUGCGGGACUCAGGUGCGGCUGGUAGUCAUAGCGAUCCGAGAUAUCGCCAAAGGGGAAGAGAUCACGGUGGACUACAGCCUGACAGACUGGGGCGAGAAUGCCAUGGACGAAGAGGCCGGCCCCCACCCGCUGUCCCUCUCCGUAUCGGAUUACCUCACCCCCUCCUGGUCCCUAUCGCCCUCAUCCUCGCCGCUCACCCAUUCCGAGCCGAGCGACUCAGAUCGUGAGGAGGACGAGGAAGAGGAUGAUGACGACGAUGACGAGGAGGAAGAGGAGGAGGAGGAAAUAGAGGAGAUGAGGGGACGGAUGCUUCGCCGCCGCAAGAAGCGCAAGAUCCCCUCCUCGGACGACAGCAAGAAAAAAGGCGGGCCCACCUCUUCCCGGGGCCCGGGGCGCCCCUGCUCCUCCUUCUCGGCACCCACCGCAAGGUCAAACCCGCAGCCGGUCGGCGCCAUGGCCCCGCCGACCACCAAUAUCAACAAUAACAUCAACAUAAACAUUGGCAGCUCCAGCGGCGCCCCAGUGAGCCGGCGUCAACACUGUCUGUACUGCGGGCGCCACUAUCGGUCUUUGGCGCGCCACCUGGAGAAGCAUCACGCCAAUCAGCCUGAGGUGCGCUCGGCUAUGGAGCUGGCGCAUCUCCGCACGCACGCCAACGGCAAUCCCUCACCCGCCUCCACAACUCACAGUCAUUCCUUCGCGGUCCCGCAGCCUUCAGCCCCCAGCCCGGCACCCCCGCCCUCGCUCUUUGCCAGGGAGCGUGACUCACCGGGCACCCGCCCGGGCGCUGUUUCUUUCUCCCUCUCCGUAUCGCCGCCUGCUCAGAAGAAGGCGGCGCUCGGAUCAUCUCCGCCGACCACCAGACGCUCCACUCCUACGCCGACGCCCCGGGUUAAGAGCCCUACACCUCCUCCCCCAUCUCCUCCCAGGAGAGGUCGUAGGAUGAAGAGGGAGAAGCUCGAAGAGCAACAAAAGGUGGAGGCCGAGCCGGUCCAAGAAGACCUGGCUCCUCCUCCAACACCUGAACCGGACAUCGAUUUGGAAGAAGAUCUUGACCUUAGUGCGGAUGGAGACGGUGACACACCGGAGGAGAAGAACGGGGACACCAGGUCCCGGCGGCACCACAUGUCUCCGCUGCUGUCCUCGCUGUCCUCGCUGGUGACGUACCUCCAGCAGCAGCAGCACGCCUCCUUCCUGUCGCUGGGCCGCUCGCGCUCGGCCGAGGCUUGGCGCCAGCUGUGCCACGCUAGCCUCUCGCUGCUCAUCCUCUACAACCGCCACCGCGAGUGCGAGGUGGCCAAGCUCACCAUCCAGGACUACCGCAAGCGGGCCGCCCCGCAGGAGAGUUCCUGCGGCGGCACCGAGGCGCUCCUGUCGCCCUUUGAGCGCAGGGUCCUCUGCCACCUCCCGAGGGCGUGCGUCAUGGGAAAGCGCGGCCGCAUCCAGCCCCUCAUUCUGCCGCCCAACUGCGAGUCCUGCCUCGACCUGCUCCUGCAAACCAGCGCCGACGUGGGCGUGGACCCCGAGAGCCCCUACGUUUUCUCCCGCCCCUAUCACUCGCCCGCCACCCCGCUCCGUGGCACGGACCUCUUGAGGAACCUGGCACGGGCCAGCGGCGUCAAGAACCCCGGCGCCAUCACGGGGACUCGGGUGCGCCGGCAGGUGGCCAUCCUCACGCAGCUCCUGCUCCUGGAGGAGGGCUCAGCUCAAGGCGGCGCCACCAAGCGCCUGGAGAGCUUUCUGGAGACAGAGUACCACGUGACGCAGAACUGCUCCUCCAUCACGCGGGACGCCUCCCUGAUGGGGCAGGUGGGCCGCGUGGUUCUGUACGGCGAGAAGGAGGGCGUGCUCUUCCGCGGGAUGAGCUUGCAGCACAUUUGCCUGGAGCUGGACGUGAUGUCCGGCAACUCCGUCGACUCGUUCUCGGAAGGCUCGGAGGCGGAAGACGUAAAGGAGGAGGUGCCGGAAAAGGUGGAGGUGAUCGUGAAGAAGAAAGGUCCGGGCAGACCCCCGAAGAGAAAGAGGGCGCCAGUCGCGUCGGCAGUCAGCCCGUCAGCCGCCGGCGCUCCCAAAAGGAGGUUACCCAAAUCAGGGAAACGGGGCGUGGUGAAGCGUCCGUGGUCGGAGGCGGAGCGCGUCGCCGUGGAAACGCACCUCAACCGCAACCUGGCCGACCUGCGCGUACCCGCCAAGGCCGACUGUGAGCGCUGUCUGGAGCUUUGUCCGCUGCUCGUCAGCAACCACCGCGACUGGCGCGCCAUCAAGUUUUACGUGCACAACCGGAUCCAGCUGCUGAAAAAGCAGGGCAGACGCGAAAGUGCCGCCAUGGCCGCCGCUGCCGCUGUCUGUUGAGCUGGGACAAAAGUGGCGCGGUAAGGUAGCAACCACCAGCAAACGCUCUUUUGUGUAAAAUAAAUGCCCACGGGCAUCAUCGUCAUUGUCGUACACGGAAUAUGGAAGGACUACACUUGUCCUCUUUUAAAAUCAGCUGCACCCUUCGGUCUCACACACGAGAAAAAAAGCCAAAGAACAAAAAGUGGCGUUUGACUUCGGGGUGUGGCAGCCCGGCAAUUGUGCGACGUGGAUCAACUGCACAUGUAGUAGCAUCACAUGGGAGCCAUUUUGAUGACCAAACAAGAAUGUGUAAAGCUCGUCGUUCCGGCCUUUGAAAGCAGUGGCUCCCAAAUGGGGGACACCCGGUAGGCCGCCAAAACACUGCGAUAAAAUUGUUAUAUCAUUAAAAAAAAUAAGUGCAUAUCAACGUAUGUGGACUGAUGAAAAACAGUAAACUUUUUUUUUUUUUUAAAUUCAGACCAAAAAGCCCAUAUUUUCAAGAAAGUCUUGUUGUUGUUUUUUAGAUUAAUGGUUUCUUUCUGUUCCAAAAGGUGUAAUAUUACAAGUGGUAUUUUUGAAAUUACCCUGGUAAAACGCAACAUUGUUCCUUGGUUAAGCGGCGACUUUCCCGGUUUAUACCGCAGAUAUAUUAGAUUGAAAAUCUGAAAAUUUUUCGCAGCACAGUGGUUGGGAAUUACUGCUUUUAAGGCCAACUCAUGGACUUUGUAUCUUCUCAACUGGUAUCAUUUUAGGUAUAGUGUGUGUCUAUGUAUUAUUAUUAUUGUUAGUAUUAUUAUAAAAAGAAGUCUUUAACUAUGAGACCAGUGUGACGGCAGCGGCAGCAUACCUCUACAGAGGCUACUGAUAUUCAUCCGACAGAUAGGCUAUUGUAAUUAUUCCACAGUCGUGAUCUUAAAGUUUUUGUCUUUUAUGUACAUACUUUACUGUACAUAUUAUCUGUAUUAAAGUCAAUGACUGUGUUUUUUUUUUUAAACUGGAUUUUGAUGUGAGUUUUUGGGUACAGUUUCACAAUAUUUCAGGGAAGAAGGACUGAAUUGUGCUAAAUAUUCACCGUGAUUAAAGAAAUCACUUUUGUUGUUUUUCUCAA